Molecule: messenger RNA, 1230 nt
Organism: Miscanthus lutarioriparius
Lineage: Eukaryota; Viridiplantae; Streptophyta; Magnoliopsida; Poales; Poaceae
Source: the annotation of a GenBank genome assembly
AUGAUGAGAGUGUUGUUUUCUCAUUUAGAAAUGAUGCAAAAGUUUAUUAACUUUUGUAAGGAGAAGAAAGUAAAAUAUGUCCAGGAGCUCCCUGAUAAAACCAAACUCAACCUGCAUGAAGAGAAUGAGGUUGUUGAUGAGUUAUACAUAGUUCAUGAGAAGUCCCCAAGCACCAAUGGCGAUAAUGGAAAGCAUGUUGCAUCAGAUAAAGGUCGCCAUCAUUAUGAAGAUGUGCGUAUUUCUGUUCCAGCAAUGCCCAUGAAUCUCAAAUCAAAGCCUAAUCGUUUCAUUAGCGAACUUCAUGUACCUGCAGUUCCAUCGUUACAAGCUCCAAUUGCAAAACCUAUCAAAGAUGUUUCACCUGAAUGCUGUAUUUUAAAGGAAACAAAAUCCAAAGGUUGCUUGGACUUGGGAAAAUUAGCUGACCAACUGUAUAACCAAAAGAAUGUGAACAUCGUGAAGACCAAGAACAUCACUCAUGCAGUUGAAGUUUUUCAUGUGUUUCGUUUUGUUUUAUGUAGCCUUGAGGGUGUUAAGCUAUUUAGACUAGUGUUACAUAUAAUUCUUUGGCUCUUUGAUGAUAGUCACCCGAGGCAAUCAAGGAAGCACUUUUUCUACCCUAGGAUUGGUGGGAGUUUGUUGUCAUAUAGACCUGUCUUUGAAGCCAAUACUGUAAAGGAUUCUUUUCUUGGUGCUAAUUCAGCGUUAAAGCUUCAUUUAGCUGAUAAACUUUGUUUUCCUAUCUUCCACGCACACGUAAAGCAUUGGUUUGUUUUCAUUGUGGAUUUGAGGCUGAGCAAAUUUGUUUUUCUGGACUCUAUGUUUGGUGAGAAUGAUAGCCUUCAAAUUCACACAAGGGCUAGUAUUAUUCCAGCGUUCAAGGAGUGUUGGUAUGAACACGCUGAAGUAAAGUUAGACCUGGAGGAUUUUUCAGUUUUGUACCCUCCUGUCCCUAAACAGAACAACAUACAUGAUUGUGGCAUAUUUGCUAUUAUGUUCAUGGAGUUAUGGGAUAACAGCGUCGAUCUUAGGCGUGUUUUUGAUCAGUCCGAUAUCCCCAAUAUAAGAGUCAAGGGCACAACUCUGUACCCGCGCCCGUGCCCGCGGGCACAGAUUCGCGCCCGUAUCCUCGCCCACCGGUUCGGGUGCCCGCGGGUAUGCGGAUUUUUUCUGCCCGCGGGAGAUGAGUGUGGUGAUGUGUCUGCUUUUGCAAAACAUGCUGAUCUCUGA